Scutellospora calospora is the source of this 384-nucleotide messenger RNA. Lineage: Eukaryota; Fungi; Glomeromycota; Glomeromycetes; Diversisporales; Gigasporaceae. The record is from the annotation of a GenBank genome assembly.
AAAAAAGUGAUUACAGAAUCUUUAGAUGAAAAUUUUCUCUCAGCAGAUAAAACUAAAGAGAAAUUAAAUCAGAUUAGAAUUGAUAGAAUCAAUUCAUUACAAAAUCAAGAUCAAUCUAAAACUAAAAUACCAAAAAGACUAUUAACACUAAUAGAAAAUUCUAUAAUUAGAGAACCUAGUAAAGCAGAUCAAAAAAGAAAUAUUAAUGGUAUUUCAGACUCACAGAUAUUGAAUAUUAUCAAUCAAUAUAGAAAAACACUAGACAAUGAAAGCUUAAAAAGAUUUUCAAAAUUAAAAAUUAAAGCAGUAUCAGAAAUAAUUAAGAAAAGUUAUAAUAAUAGCAAAAAUAAAAAAUCUUUAUUAGAUGCAUUAUAUUAUACAUAG